AUGAUCCAAUGCCAUUACACCUAUUUUACUCUAUUGCCAACAUUCAAAACAAAAUCAACUUUAAAUGGUGUAAAGGUCACAUAUUCGUCUUGGGUUAAAUUGUUCAAGUUGCAUGCACAUGGGUACGAUGUGUUAAAGCACAUUGAAGGAAGCACUCCUCCGGUGAAGACAGACAUGAAUUAUGAGUCGUGGUCAAAAAUUGACGCCAUAGUCCUUCAAUGGAUCUAUAGAUCAUUAUCUGAUGAAUUAAUGGCUAGAGUUCUAGACACUGAUGCUACGGUGCGGCAAGCAUGGAAUCGAAUUCAAGAUAUUUUCCUCAACAAUAAAAGCUCACGUGCAGCAGCCCCCGAACAUCGGUUCAUCAACCUGACACUUGCUUCGUGUUCAUCCAUGGACGAGUACCAACAAAAACUCAAAGAUCUGGCAGAACAGUUGAAUGAUGUGGAUCACAUCGUGCCUGAAUCACGUAUAAUCCUACAAAUGGUAUGA
This is a messenger RNA of Lactuca sativa (garden lettuce), 489 nucleotides long. RefSeq lists its product as uncharacterized. The record is from RefSeq and is a predicted model, not a curated record. NCBI's taxonomy places the organism in Eukaryota, Viridiplantae, Streptophyta, Magnoliopsida, Asterales, Asteraceae.